CACUUUAUGCACUUGGCACAGGGGUGGCAGUCCUGGGGGUGACUGUAGCGUCCCUGCCCUGUCUCCUCACCAAGUGCUUGGACCCCGCACAGCCCAGGAAACAUGACAGCCAGGGACUGCCGAGCUCUGGGCCGGCCUGGGUGGCAGGGGCUUCCCCCGGCUCUGAGAUCGGCGGGGCGGGCAGGGGAGUGGAUUGGGCUUCCCCGGCCCCAGCAUCAGAGGAGAGAGGGGUACGGUGGAGACUCAGUCCCCAGGAAUGGUGCGAGGGCAGGGGGCUCCCCGGGGGUGCUGGGAGAGGUGUGAGGCCAGGCUGUGCCUUUGCCCAGACGGGAAGAGGGAGGAGAGAGGGAGCUCCGGAGAGGGGGUGCAGUUCAGGCGGGGCCUCAGGGAACGGGGAGGAGCACCCCUGGGGAAAACCAGAAGCCAGUGCCUGUGACGGUAUUUAUAUGGCACAAGCUAAACCCAGGUGACCAGAGGCCUCUUUAGGAGCUGGGAUCACUCCAGCUUCUGGCACAGACAAGGAGGCUCAGAGACCGAAAUCCGCUCCCAGGUAGGGGGCACCAUCGCACCCGCCAUGGCAAGAUCCGAUGUCUUCAUCCCUCUGCUCCUCCUCUUCCUGCUCCCUGGAGUCUCCUCCGACUGCUACACCGGCACAGCUGAGGAGUGCGAGGAGACCACGACCUUCGUGCCCGGGUACAGCUUGGUGGGUGAGGGCAUCGACAUCACCACGCUGGAGUGGACGGGGGCUGAUGUGGUGGACACCAGCCUGUGGCGCCGCCCAAAUGGCGCCUGCACCCUGUGCGAGAACCGGCUGCAGGGGAGGCAGCACCAGAGGCUGCCGCUGGCCGUGGUGGACUGGAAGGUCCACAUCGCAUGCAACCGGGAGUUCAGCAGCUCAGUGGAAGAAUCAGCCGCGGCUGUGGGCCGGGCACUGGCGUUGGAUGUGAACAACGACUGGAUGUCUGAGCUGGAGCUGCCAGAGAAUUCCCAGGGCCCGGCCUUGGCAGGGUCCAAAUCCCGGAUCACCAGCUACGCUUACCAGAAGGAGCUGCAGGACAAGUACAUGUUCGUGCGCCACGAGAUGCCCUGUGUGUAUUACAGGUUGAGUCUCACCCAAGACCCCCCACUGGCGCCCCAGUUCUCCAGGGCCUUGAGAAGCCUCCCACCCAGCUACGACUCAGCCACAUACCGGCCCUUCCUGGCCACGUACGGCACCCACUACGUGAGCCAGGCAGACCUCGGGGGGCGCGUGCGGCAGCUGACGGCCAUCCCGACCUGCCGGGCAGUGCUGGACGGGCUGACAGCCACCGAAAUCAAGGCGUGCCUGGACUCACAGUUCUUGCAAGACCUGGGCCUGAGUCAGAGCAGCAAGCAGGGCAGCGAGGGCAGGGGGAGCUCCCAGGCGCCCUACAUGGAGAAGCGCAUCCAGGUGACGGGUGGCAACAGCUACUCCAAGCAGUUCUUCUCCACCAAGCAAAACGCCAGCUCCUUCUCGGCCUGGAGCGGGAGCCUCAAAACCAGCCCCGACCUGGUCUCCUACUCCCUGAUGCCCAUCCACACCUUGGUGACCCCCAGCGACCCCAGGCGGGAGGCGCUGAGGCAGGCAGUGAAGAAGUAUGUGGAUGAGCGGAAGCACAAGAAGAGUUGCCCUCGUAGAUGCCCACAAGGGAGUCAGGUCGACUCCGAGAACCCCUGCAAAUGCUACUGCCCCGGCAACCCCUUCACCAACUCCAUGUGCUGCUCACUCAAGCGGGGCAUGGCCCAGCUGAAGGUCCAUGUGCUGCGGGGCGCAGACCUGUGGGGAGACUUCCUCAGCGCCACUGAUGCCUACGUCAAGGUCUUCUUCCAAGGCCGGGAGCUACAGACAGAGAUCAUUGAUAACAAUAACUACCCCACCUGGGACAAAGAACUGGUCUUCAGGCCAGUGACGCUGCCGGAAAAGCUCGGGGAGCUGUCCAAACUGGAAUUGGAGGUGUGGGACAGCGACUCAUGGGAGGACCGUCUCCUGGGCCGCUGCAACACCAACCUCGAGGUCGGCAGGAGCAACACACUCACCUGCCACCUUGACCACGGCCACUUGCAGUUUUCCUACACGCUGGAGUGUGGGCCCAACCUGGGGGGCAACAACUGCCAUGACUACGUGCCUGUGAGAGGCUGAGAGGAUAGAACCCAGGAGUCCUGGCUCCCAGCCCCCACUGCUCUAACCCACUAGACCCCACUCCCUUUCUUGAGCGUUACCAAGUCUCACAAGAAAAUAAAGCAGCAAUGCCUUUCCAAACUAACCCAGCCCAUCUCAGAGGGUGCAGGGGUGGGUUUAGACAAAUCCCUUUGUUGUUUUCAGUAGGUCUAGUUUUGUUGCUUCCAACUGGAAGUUGCACAUUGAAAGUAAUAAAUGUGUGUGUACUCUGGCAUAAUUUUGUUUUUAUUAAAAAAGUUCUCGUGCUCGCCAGCCGCCUUGGGCGCUGUUGCCUCCCUAUGGCACAUGCCUGUGUGGAAGUACAUCCUAGAGCAGGACAAGCAAUUGGCACAUCGUAUGUAUGGAACGGGCAGGCCAGAAAGUUCCCAAAUUUGGGGAUUUUUUCUUCAUUGAACGGGAGUGGGGAUUGGAGGCUUCUCAAAUUCUAAUGACGGGCGUCUUCAUUGGCACUGGUCAAUCACCGAA
This is a messenger RNA of Mauremys reevesii (Reeves's turtle), 2662 nucleotides long. Its product is annotated as perforin-1-like. The coding region runs from base 575 to 2158 and encodes 527 amino acids. The record is from RefSeq and is a predicted model, not a curated record. NCBI's taxonomy places the organism in Eukaryota, Metazoa, Chordata, Testudines, Geoemydidae. Gene Ontology annotation, biological process: immune response. Gene Ontology annotation, cellular component: membrane attack complex. The transcript has 3 exons.